Messenger RNA from Chinchilla lanigera (long-tailed chinchilla), 7398 nucleotides. RefSeq names its product kielin/chordin-like protein (gene Kcp). The record is from RefSeq and is a predicted model, not a curated record. Lineage: Eukaryota; Metazoa; Chordata; Mammalia; Rodentia; Chinchillidae. Gene Ontology annotation, molecular function: protein binding.
AUGGCGACGGCACACCUGGGCCCUGCCUCCUCGCCGGCUGAGCCUCCGGAGCGGCAGGUGCGCCGGGAGCCCCGCAGUCCCAGUGCCGCAGGCAGGAGCGCCGAGGGGCGGCCCCACUGCGGGCCCGCGUCCCGCUUCGGCUUUCUGCACCCCCGGCCCGCGUCCUUUCUGGUCGGGUUCACUCAUCCCCGCUCUGGAACCCAAGCCAAGCCCGAACCUCCGGGCUCCCCGCAGGCUAAGACCGGACCCGACCAGAACCCGGACCGCUCCUCCGGCUGGGGCGCCCCGCCCGCUGCCAGCCGCCCCGCCGCCUGCAGGCGCGGAUCCCCGGCCCCACCCCUGCCUCCGCGCCCGCACCUGCCCGGCCGGCAUCGUCGGUCCCCCAGCUUCAGCGCGAGGUCGCAGCUCCCCCUCUGCCUCCACGACCUCCGAGCUCUCCAGUCGCCACUGCGAGUGGUGUUCAGUUCCAUAAACGAAGCCUCGCCGCCAGACCCCCUCUUCACACGGCUGUUCCUUCUGGAAGGAUCCCCUCUAAGGGCCUCCUGCUCGCCGGGUCCCCGGCGGCGGCAGCUCUGGGAAGGAGUCGCCUUGACAGCCUCCGCCACGCGGACGCGGGCUGCACAGACCCUCCUUCCCCUCGUCCAGCUCGUGCACCAGGACAGCGUCUUGCCUCAGGCCCAGCUGCAGACGUAUCCUCCCUCUCUUCGGGAUUCCUCUGGUUCUUGUGCUUGCCGCCUGGCUGCUACUGUCCAGCAGACGGCCACCACCAGGCACUGGGGUCAGGACCGGGCUGCGGCCCCGGGCGAGGUGGCCAUGGGGAGGCGGGCACUGCGGGGCGGGGAUGACAGACGCCAGGGGCCCUCCCUGAACAAAGACUGGGUGGGAGGUGGCCUGUGUCUCCGCACCCCGCCUCCCCCAGCGCCUGCGGAGCCGCGACGACGGCGACAGACGGGCCCUCUGCUGCCCCCCACUGCUGCCCAUCCCACCCGGAUGUCUGUGGGAAGAGCCCCCGGGGGUCCGCCGGCCCCGCCCCCACUGUGCUUUCCUAGCUCAGGAGAGCAGGAUGGAGGUGAGAAGCCCUUGCCCUCUGGGGGAUUCUUGUGCCCUUCAGGUGGGGCUGUCCUCAGGGAGCCGCCUGGGCUCGCUGACAUCCAUGACUACCAGCUCCAGGCACCUGCCCACUCCUCAGUCCCUGUUGGGAGCCCCCAGAAACAGCGGCACCCGUUGGAGGAACGGCUGGGGCAGCUGGAGGCUGAGGUGACCAAGCUCAGCGAGCAGAACAAGGACCUGCAGGCCAGGGUGAGGCGGCUGGAGACCUGUGAGUGCCGCCCCAUCUCUGCCCAGUGCUGGGGGCUGGGGCGCGCCUGGCCUGAGGGUGCUCGCUGGGAGCUGGACACCUGUACCACCUGCAUCUGCCAGAACGGGGAGGCGCGCUGUGGCCCUCAGCCCGACCUGCCCCACUGCCAGGGCUGCAGCCACAAUGGUCAGGUCUAUGGCGACGGGGAGACCUUCUCCCCAGACGCCUGCACCACCUGCCGCUGCCUGGAAGGGGGCAUCACCUGCAUGCAGAAGCCAUGCCCAGGAGCACCCUGCCCUGAGCCAGAAGCGUGCUGCCCGCACUGCGAUCCAGGUUGCCCUGAGGGCCACAGGUCAGGGGAAACAUGGCAUCCAGAGCCCUGUGUCAUCUGCACCUGCCAGGCAGGGACCGUGCGGUGCCAGGGGCCCUCAUGCUCCGAGCUCAACUGUCCAGAGAGCUACACCCCACCGGGGGAGUGCUGCCCCGUCUGCCGGCCAGGCUGUGAGCAUGAAGGGCGGCUUUAUGAAGAGGGGGCCGGCUUCCUGUCCAUCUCCAACCCUUGUCUCCAGUGUUCCUGCCUGAGGAGCCUGGUUCGCUGUGUGCCUGUGAAGUGCCCACCCAGUCCCUGCCCUGAGCCAGUUCUGAGGCCUGGGCACUGCUGUCCAGCCUGCCAAGCCUCAGGCUGCACAGAAGGUGGCAUUCACAGGGACCAUGGCCAAGAGUGGACCGCAGCCGGGGACCCUUGCCGGAUCUGCCAAUGCCUGGAGGGCCACAUCCAGUGCCGCCAGCGAGAGUGUGCCAGCCUCUGCCCAUACCCUGCCCGGCCCCUCCCAGGCACCUGCUGCCCGGUGUGCGAUGGCUGUUUCCUAAACGGGCGGGAGCACCGCAGCGGGGAGCCUGUGGGCUCCGGGGAUCCCUGCUCACGCUGCCGCUGUGCUAACGGGAGCGUCCAGUGUGAGCCUCUGCCCUGCCCACCUGUGCCCUGCAGACACCCAGGCAGGAUCUCUGGGCAGUGCUGCCCGGUGUGCGGUGGCUGCGAGUACCAGGGACACCAGUAUCAGAGCCAGGAGACCUUCAGCCUCCAGGAGAGCGGCCGCUGUGUCCGCUGCUCGUGCCAGGCUGGCGAGGUCUCCUGUGAGGAGCAGGAGUGCCCAGUUGCCCCCUGUGCCCCUUCCGGCUCUGGCCCGAGGCUCUGCCCAGCCUGUGUGCUGGAUGGAGAGGAGUUUGCUGAGGGGGUCCGGUGGCAGCCCGAUGGUCAGCCCUGUAUGGCCUGCUCCUGCCAAGAUGGGGUGCCCGUCUGUGGGCCUGUGCUCUGCUCCCCACCCCCCUGCCAGCACCCCAGCCAGCCACCCGGUGCCUGCUGCCCCAGCUGUGAGAGCUGCACCUACCAUGGCCGCGUGUACGCCAACGGGCAGAACUUCACGGACACGGACAGCCCUUGCCACACGUGCCACUGCGAGGACGGGACUGCGAGGUGUUCUGUGGUCGACUGCCCUCCCACCACCUGUGCCAGGCCCCAGAGUCCACCCGGCCAGUGCUGCCCCAGGUGUCCAGACUGCAUCCUGGAGAAGCAGGUGUUUAUGGAUGGCCAGCACUUCUCCCACCCUGGAGACCCUUGCCAAGAGUGCUACUGUCAGGAAGGCCACGCGCACUGCCAGCCUCGCGCCUGCCCCCGGGCUCCCUGCACCCACCCGCGGCCCGGGACCUGCUGCCACAGCGACUGCAGCGGCUGCGCCUUUGGCGGGAAAGAGUACUCCAACGGAGCGGACUUCCCCCAUCCCUCGGACCCCUGCCGCCUGUGUCGCUGUCUGGUGAAUGCGUCCUGGAGGAGGCCAGGGUUGGGGCGGGACUUGGGGAGGCCGGGAGAGGCCACUGGGUGGGGUGCGAGGGCGGCGAUCUCCGGCCUCGUCUCUCUAACCCGGCCUGGCCUCGUCCCUCUGCCCCUUCCACAGAGCGGCAACGUGCAGUGCCUGGCCCGCCGCUGCCCGCCUCCGCCCUGUCCCGAGCCGGUGCUGCCCCCCGGAGGCUGCUGCCCGCAGUGGCUGUGAAUACCUGGGUGAGUCCUACCUGAACCACCAGGACUUCCCGGAUCCCCAAGAACCCUGCAACAUAUGCACCUGCCUUGGAGGCUUCGUGACCUGCAGCCGCCGUCCCUGUGAGCCUCCAGGCUGCAGGCAUGCCCUCACUCCACCGGGGCACUGCUGCCCAGUCUGCCAGGGAUGUUUCUACCACGGGGUCAUUGCUGCCCCCGGAGAGACCCUUCCUGACCCACUUGACCCCACCUGCUCCCUCUGCACCUGCCAGGAAGGCUCCGUGCGCUGCCAGAGGAGACCGUGCCCCCCAGCUCCCUGCCCGCACCCCUCUCCGGGACCUUGCUUCUGUCCUGUUUGCCACACAGGAAGUGUGUCCCCCACAGGCUGCCUUUUUAGGGGCCAGGAGCACCAGGAUGGGCAGGAGUUUGAGGGGCCUGCAGGCAGCUGUGAGCAGUGUCGCUGUCAGGCUGGCCAGGUCAGCUGUGCACGGCGGCAGUGCCCACCCCUGCCGUGCCUGCUCCAGGUCACAGAGCCAGGGAGCUGCUGCCCUCGCUGCAGAGAUCUCAGACUUGAAGCUUGCCCCUGCCCUGGACUGCAGGCUGCCUGGCUCAUGGGGACGAGCACCCUGAAGGCAGUAGCUGGGUGCUCCCUGACAGCCCUUGCUCCUCCUGCGUGUGUCACGAGGGCGUCGUCACCUGUGCCCACAUCCAGUGUGUCAGCUCCUGUGCCCAGCCUCACCAGGGGCCCAGUGACUGCUGCCCUCGAUGCUCCGGCUGUGAGCACGAGGGCCGGAAGUAUGAGGCCGGUGAAAGCUUCCAGCCCGGGGCAGACCCCUGUGAAGUAUGCGUCUGCGAGCCGCAGCCUGAGGGGCCUCCCAGCCUUCGCUGUCAUCGGCAGCAGUGUCCCAGCUUGGUGGGCUGCCCACCCAGCCAACUCCUGCCCCCUGGGCCCCAACACUGCUGCCCCACCUGUGCCGGUGAGUCCCGGGGAUCGGGAGGCACUGAGCAACUGCACAGAGGGCCUCCUGGGGUCUGAGCUGGCCCCGCUAGACCCCUGCUACACUUGCCAUUGCCAGGACCUGACGUGGCUCUGCAUUCACCGGGCCUGUCCUGAGCUCAGCUGUCCCCCUUUGGAGCGCCACACACCACCUGGGAGCUGUUGCCCUGUGUGCCAGGGUUUCACCCUUGGAGAAACACAGGAGCCAUUUGUUGUGGAAGAGAGGAGACCUACGAGGCAGAGGGAGGGAGAAUGUGUGGUGGAGGCUGGGGGCCGGAGAGUGGCAGACGGAGAGAGCUGGCGGGACCCCAGCAAUGCCUGCAUUGCCUGCACCUGCCGGCGGGGCCAUGUGGAGUGUCACCUGGAGCAGUGCCGGCCCCUCUCCUGCCCCCAUGGCUGGGUCAAGGUGUCCAAGGACGGGAGCUGCUGUGAGACAUGCCAGGCCUCCACUCUGUCCUGCGAGCACCAGGGCCGUCAGGUGGCCUCCGGGGAGCGCUGGGGCGUAGAUGCCUGCACCAACUGCUCCUGCGUGGCCGGCACCGUGCACUGCCACAGCCAGCGCUGCCCGCCACUGUCGUGCAGCCUGAACGAGGCCCCUGCCCUGAGUCCUGGCAGCUGCUGCCCCCGCUGCCUGCCCUGGCCCGCUUCCUGCAUGGCCUUCGGAGACCCGCAUUACCGCACCUUCGACGGCCGCCUGCUGCACUUCCAGGGUAGCUGCAGCUACGUGCUGGUCAAGGACUGCCAUGGUGGGGACUUCAGUGUGCACGUCACCAAUGAUGGCCGGGGCCGGAGCGGCGUGGCUUGGACCCAGGAGGUGGCAGUGCUGUUGGGCGCUGUGGCGGUACAGCUGCUGCAGGGCGGAACUGUCAUGGUGGACGGGCGCCCAGUGGCCUUGCCCUUCCUGCAGGAGCCACUGCUAUAUGUGGAGCUGCGGGGACGAACUGUGAUCUUGCAUACCUGGCCUGGGCUUCAGGUGCUGUGGGACGGGCGGUCCCAGGUGGAGGUGAGGGUACCUGGCUCCUACCGGGGCCGCACCUGUGGGCUCUGCGGGAACUUCAAUGGCUUUGCCCAGGAUGAUCUGCAGGGUCCUGACGGGCUGCUUCUGCCCACAGAAGCUGCAUUUGGGAAUAGCUGGCAGGCUCUGGUGGCAGAGGCAGAGGAGGAAGCGGACCUCUGCCUUGACUCCUUCCCCAUGGCGCAAGCAGCCACUCCUGGGGGCCCAGGGCUCCCUUGUAGCCCCGAGCAGGCCUUGGCCCUGUACCAGCUCCUCUUCCGGCGCCCUGCAGACCUGGGCCAGCUGCGGGCUGCACUGCGGCAGGUACAAGAGGGCCAGGACUGCCCCCUAGGGCUGGCACUGCCCACUGUGCUGCUGGAGAUGGAGCGGAGCCAGCGGGCCAAGGAACAGCUCCUCUGGGACCUGGAGCUGCUGACUGGGGCAGGCCUGGGCCUCUUCUGGCCCCCCUGGACCUGUUUCUGGCGUCAGAGGCACCAGGUCCAGCACGCAUGGAGCCCAUGCAGUCCGCCCCUUGGUAGGACGGGUGGGGACUCUGAGCAGGAGGGUUCCAGGCUGUGCCCUUCACCCCCGGCUGAGGACGCCCGAAGCCAGAACCAUCAACUCACAGAAGGGGGGCAGGCACCAGGCCCAUCAUCUGCAUCGUAUCUGGGAGAAGCCAGGAAUGACACAGACCCAAGGCAGAAAGGCUCUGGCACACCUGAAAAGGCCACAGCUGGUUGCUUACAGGAGAUGAGUCCUACCACCAGCAGGUGCUCUGAAGAGCCAGGAAAUUCAGUGUUCAAGGACUUGGCCCAGAGGGAAGAGGCAAGCCAAGCAGAGUCUACUGUCCAACGACCCUGCUCAGCCACACCCAGCAGCCCACAGGGAAGAAAGCUCAGUCAGGAAGCCGCAGUGCCCUCUGGCCUAGCUUCCCAGGGCCUGCUAGCACCCCAAGAUGCAACCAAGGGUCUGGGCCUGGACGGAGAGCGAUCAGAACCUCAAAAACUGCGGCUGCUGGACCCUCCUCAGAGUCUGAGAGAGGCGGUCCCUGGGGGUCAGAGCGGGGAGGCGUCCCACAGGCAGAAGAGAGAAGUCCCUCCGAGUCAGGGAGAAAAGCCACCUCGGAGCCAGAGAGGGGAAGACCUCCGCGGUCAGAGAGAAGAGGCACCCCAGGGAGAGAACACGAAGUGCCGGCCAGAGGAGGCUCCGCAGGCUCCGGAAAUGAAAACUCGGCAGGCGUGGGAAGGCCACAUCUCAGCAGCCUGGGAGGCGGCUCGGGGAGAAGCAACUGCCCAUCCCCGGGAGGAGGGCGAUCCCCUGGGCCAGCGGAGGGACUUCCCUAGGUCCGCGGGAGAACAGCGCCCCCCGGGUUUAGCAAGGGGGAACUCAGGCCCUCGGGGAAGGACCACCCAGCGGACGCGGGGCAAGACCAACAGCCAGAGUCAGGAGUCGGCUGGGCCAACGCUGGGGGCCCCCCAGGAGGCUUGGGCUCCUCUCCCGGGCCCAGGAGCGGGGAUGCUGGCGACACGGAGCACCGGGGGCGCUGGGCGGCCCGAGCUCCCUUCGGCAGUGCCGGAAGGGGGCCGCGGCCGGGCGCACCAGGCAGUGGGCGCAGCGAGUUUGCCGGGUGCGCUCGGGGAGCGGAGGGGCGAAGCUGGGGGCGCCCCCGCCCCCAAGGCCCCGUGGCCGGCGCCCGCAGGCGUGAGCGCGGCGCAGCAGGAUUCAGCUCUGCGGCGGCUGCUGGAGCUGCACGGCGCGGCCCGGAGACGGCGGCGGCGGGACCGCGAGCAGCAGCGGCUCCGGGUGCUGGAGCGGCUCCGCAUUGCCGGGAACCGCCAGUGCCGGGUCCACCCGCUGGGGCUCCCUCCCAGGCCCGCAGAGCUCCAGACUCAGGAGGACGCGGCCGGAUGGCAGCGUGCAUUGCGGGAACAGCUGGACCAAGUGCACCGGGAGAGGACCGGGCGGCUGAGGGCCCUUGGGGCCAGGAACACCCAUAACUUCCUGGAGCUGCUGUGGCCCCCAGGCACUAAGGACCCUGCGCCUGGAGAAUAGCCCCACCCUGCCCCGCCCCCUCUCGU